CCCGGUGCAAGGGCUCAGGGACAAGCGUGGACGGACGGAGGAGGGACAGGAAAGCGUGACCGGCAGCGUGUGCCGGGAGGGAAAGGCAGGGUCUGGCUCUCCCGGCCCCGUAAGGCCUCUGGUAUCCGGCCGGGGCGAGGAGGCUGCGGUGGGACCCACAGCGUUGGGGACAGGCUGGUGGCCCGUGCCGGGGCUGGGUGGCUUUGGCAGGUGGCUCUGCCCCGGGAAGGGGAGGAGGCUGCCCGGCACUCCCAGCCCGCCUGGCAUCCCUCUCUGCCACCCCGCGAUGCUCCAGUCCCGGCUCAGCCUGGCAGCAGCGCAGGCAAGGAGGGCACCCCAGGCUGGGCGAGGACAUGGAGGAGGACAACCAGACGGAGACCUGGCACCGAAGCCUCCAGGCGGUGCUUAAUGCCUUGAACCAGACGCUGCACGGGGUUGUCCUCUGCCCCACCGACUGCCCUGCCACCGCCACUGCUGCCCCGUGCAACGCCAGUGCCCAUGCUGGCCGUUCCGGCCGCAACGACAACGCCUACAUGUACAUCCUCUUCGUCAUGACGCUCUUCGCUGCCACGGUGGGGAGCCUCAUCCUGGGCUACACCCGUUCCCGCAAAGUGGACAAGCGCAGCGACCCAUACCACGUCUACAUCAAGAACAGGGUCUCCAUGAUCUGAGCCCGGCCCCGGCGCCUCGUCCCGCAGGAGCCGGUGGGUUUGGGGCCAUGUUGUUGCUGUGCAUCCCCACUGCUUGCGGGAUGGGGCAGCGCUGCCGGCCAGCCUGGCCCCAAAGCUGCUGGGAAAACCCCCGCCGGUGUCCCUGUGGGGGUGCUCAGCCCCGGUGUGAGCACUGCGGGGAUGCCCUGGCAAGGCUACGGCUCCUGGCUGGCAGGAGCUGGCAGGGUGCGACCCACGGGCGCAGACUGGUCCCGCAGACCCACCUCAGCUGAGCCCUGGCGGGUCAGCGAUGGCUUAUUUCCCACCGUGGCCUGUCGAGGCUGGCAGGGGCCUUCAAGAAGAAAAAUUCACCAUUUCCCUGCUCAGACCGGCCAGCGUGGACCUCCGUGGGCUCCCAGCAGCUUCAUGACAUGGGCUAGCGGGCUUUUCUGGUGCUAAAACCCUGUAAUUUUUGAGCUGGGCCGGGCCCCGCUUCUCUGGCGGGGAAUUAAAGGAGGUGGUGGUUUCCA
This is a messenger RNA of Phalacrocorax carbo (great cormorant), 1180 nucleotides long. Lineage: Eukaryota; Metazoa; Chordata; Aves; Suliformes; Phalacrocoracidae. The record is from RefSeq and is a predicted model, not a curated record.